This is a messenger RNA of Calliphora vicina (urban bluebottle blowfly), 1547 nucleotides long. RefSeq lists its product as uncharacterized. The record is from RefSeq and is a predicted model, not a curated record. NCBI's taxonomy places the organism in Eukaryota, Metazoa, Arthropoda, Insecta, Diptera, Calliphoridae. Bases 27 to 1400 code for a protein of 457 amino acids. The transcript has 6 exons.
UCUAUAAUUGUUUUACUAUCAAAAGGAUGUGGUUUCAUUUGAACAUAAAUUAUUUAAUAAAUCUUUUAUUGUUGCUGGUGUAUUUGCCCAGUAUACGAAGUGAUUGUAUUAUUCGAUAUCCCAGUGAUGUAGAUACUUUACCAAAGUAUGAGAAAUCCAUUGGACAAUAUAAACUACGAAUACCCUAUAAUGGAAAUCCAAUAAAAUUAUAUAAUGGUGAAACAAUACAAGGAUUUUGUGAUACAUUUUUUAGUACUAUCACUUAUCAAAUAAAAGAAAAAUCAUAUAGUUAUAAUUAUGGAUCCAGGGAAGUUGUCGUAAAUAAAUAUAUUUCCAAUAAGACUUCGAUUGCCCUAAAUUGUCGUAAUAACAAAUUAGUUUAUAACAAUAUAGAGCUAUCGGUUAAUGAAUUUUCAUGCGAGCAUCGCAAUUGGAGCAUCUAUUCCACGAAGCAACCAUACAGUUGGUGCCAAAACAAUCAAAACUCCAGUACAUUCUUAUUGGCGACAAAUCCAACAACGGAUAAUUAUAUACUGGCUGGCAUCUGUUAUAAUAUGGAAGAAAUAUCCUUGCAAACUGUGGUCUAUAAUGUAACAUAUUUACGCCGAAAUUAUUUGAAUAAGCCCAUGUAUACGCCGACAACUGAUAGGAUUCCAAAACAGUAUUUGGAUGAAAAUCUUUGGAACUUUAAAACAACCACUCUUUCUGAUUUAAGUCAAGAAAUUUUGCAAAGAGAACUGAACAAAUUGCGUAAAAAUAGUGAAUGGUUGAAUUUAGCUGACUUUGAAAUAUCCUCAAUUGUGCAGGAUAAAACAUUAAAGACAUAUUUCGACGAAUAUAAAAACAUAUUAAAUAUUAUAUGGUGGCGUAAUCUAAGACUGGGUAAUUGGAAACGCUUUAUGAAUACCUUGGCGGACUAUGGGCAAAAUAAUAGCUUUGAAAUUUAUACUGGCACAUCGGGUGUGGCACAAUAUCCCACCGAUGACAAGUGCUAUAAAGACAGCCUUUUGGAAAUGAAAAUUGGCUUUAAAAAUGAGACUAUACCAGCUUACAUAUGGACCUAUUUGAAAUCGUAUGACAAUUUGAACAAAGAAUUUAUUAUUGUCGGUUACAAUUCACCCUAUGCUGAGUAUUUCACCACUGAAAAAGUAAUAUUUUGCCCUGAUAUUUGUGCGGAGAUUCCGUGGUUAAAUGAAAUCUCUUCAUCGUUUCGAUAUGCCUAUGCCGGCAUCAUGUUUUGCUGUUCAACAGAUUUUAUAAGGCAAACAAACCACUUGCAAGGAUUUCCCCUGGAGAUUUUGAUGGCUCCACAAAUCGAGACAACAGCUAUACAAGUGGAAACAACAACAGUCGAUUGGCCUACCUAUAGUUAUUAUACCUCCAAUGACGAUAAUUGGUGAAUGACGUUUGCCAUUUUUUGUAACAUUGAGAAAGUUAUAUAUUAUUAAGUAUACAUAUAUAUUAUUAAUCCUUAUGAAAUUCGAUUGAGCUAUAUCUCUGUAAAAUACUCUCACGUUCAAAAUAUAUAAUCGAAAUUAAUGAAAUUA